Molecule: messenger RNA, 1328 nt
Organism: Musa acuminata AAA Group (dessert banana)
Lineage: Eukaryota; Viridiplantae; Streptophyta; Magnoliopsida; Zingiberales; Musaceae
Product: probable xyloglucan endotransglucosylase/hydrolase protein 30
Exons: 4
Coding region: 75-1094 (339 amino acids)
Biological process (GO): cell wall biogenesis; xyloglucan metabolic process
Cellular component (GO): apoplast; cell wall
Molecular function (GO): xyloglucan:xyloglucosyl transferase activity; hydrolase activity, hydrolyzing O-glycosyl compounds
Source: RefSeq, a predicted model, not a curated record
GAGGAAGCACAAGAAGGGGUGAGAGAGAAGAAGAGAACAAAAGGAUCGUAGGAAACUAGAGGAGAUAUACCGUCAUGGCGGCAACUCCGAGGAGUAUGCCGAUGGCGUUCAUCUUCCUCCUGUGUAUCACCACUGCGGCGGUGGGCUUCGACGUGCCAUCCUUAACCUUCAGCGAGGGCUUCUCCCAUCUCUUCGGCAACGACAACCUCAUCCGCUCCGCCGACGGCCGGAGUGCCCGUCUCAGCCUCAACCGCUACUCCGGCUCGGGCUUUAUCUCUUCGGACCUGUAUGAUCACGGAUUUUUCAGCGCGUCCAUUAAGUUGCCAUCGGAUUACACCGCCGGCGUCGUCGUCGCCUUCUAUACUUCCAAUGGAGAUAUUCAUCCCUGGACGCAUGAUGAGCUGGACUUCGAGUUCUUGGGCAACGUAAGAGAGAAAGACUGGAGGAUCCAGACCAAUGUGUUUGGGAAUGGGAGCAACACCCGAGGCCGGGAGGAGCGCUACCUCGUCCCUUUCGAUCCCACCCAGGAAGCGCACCGCUACUCCAUCUUGUGGACCCCUGACACCAUCAUAUUCUACAUCGACGACAUCCCCAUCAGGGAAGUUGUCCGGACCGACGACAUGGGUGGCGAGUUCCCGGCGAAGCCCAUGUCGGUGUACGCCACCAUCUGGGACGGCUCCGCCUGGGCCACCUCCUACGGCAGGAUCAAGAUCGACUACAAGUACGAGCCAUACGUCGCCCACUUUUCCGAUCUCGCCCUCAUCGGCUGCCGCGUCGACCCCAUCCAACAGGUGGACUCCGCCGACCGGUGCGCGGAGGCCGUCGAGGAGCUCAUGUCCACCGACUACGCCAUCCUCACCCCCAUGAAGCGUGCCGCCAUGCGCCGGUUCCGCGAGCGCUACAUGAUCUACUCCUUCUGCUACGACCAGCAUCGGUACGGGAACGUCACCUUCCCCGACUGCGACUACGUCUCCUCGGAGCACACCAGGUUCGGGGAAUGGGGAGACAACAAGAUUCCGCCCAAGGAGGUGCGCGGGUCGAAGCGGCGGAGCCUGAAGACGAGCGCCGUGGAGGACGUUCGAACACCGGAGUAGAUUUGAUCUUCUUGUUCAUAUGCAGUACAUGCCUUCGAUCUCCACACGAUCUUUAGAUAGAAUUGUGUUAAUUCUUUGGGUUAGGUGGCAAAGUUAGAUGAAACAUUGUAAUCAAAGUGGGUUGGUGUUUGAUCCUUUGUCAAAAUCAUGGGGUUGGUUGGCGCUACAAAGAAAGGCAGUAUUCGUUAUUGGGCCAGAAAAGAAAGAAUCCAGCCAACGAUCCAUGUCCCAGCC